This is a messenger RNA of Branchiostoma belcheri (Belcher's lancelet), 9206 nucleotides long. Its product is annotated as neuron navigator 2-like. The transcript is spliced from 35 exons. Gene Ontology annotation, biological process: nervous system development; neurogenesis. Gene Ontology annotation, molecular function: ATP hydrolysis activity; protein binding. The record is from RefSeq and is a predicted model, not a curated record. Bases 556 to 7545 code for a protein of 2329 amino acids. Lineage: Eukaryota; Metazoa; Chordata; Leptocardii; Amphioxiformes; Branchiostomatidae.
AGGUCACCCCAGCAUGCUGAAUGUUUGAAGCGGCAGGAAGGUUUGAAAGGCAGCGGCUUGUGAAAAUUGGCGGCGCCUAGGGCCCUUUUCCUGCACCACUGGCCAACAAAACUGUCCAGACCCUCGGAGGGAGGUCCGAACAAGAUCACAGCGCUUUCAAAACGUCGUGGUCCAUCAAAGUCUUUGAAAGAAUCGAGCGGGAGCUACGACCGUUUCGCGAGUACAAGAGGAGGAGGCGCUGAUUUUUGUUUUGUACCGAAUUUGGCGAUUUUUCACCCUCGGAUGUUUGUUGUGGUGGAAAGACCCAGCGAGCCAUGAGUGUUCUGGAAAUUCGCUGAGUGGAUCAAGAGGAUAUAUCAUUCGAACAGGAAGAUUUUGCCAUGUUCCCCUUCCGUACUUUCCCCGUGAUUUGAGGCGGAGCAGGGAGUGUUGUUGUGCCGACCGGGAACCCAUGUGAUAGCGGGCCAGUGUGACCACUGCCUACGGACGUUACAAAAAAACGGAUGUUUCCACUGUAAAACAACCUCGGGAAAGAUUUUCUAAAGGGCUGUAAAGAUGGAACCCAUGAGGAAACAGAUAAACCACAGUCUGGAUGAUCAGAAAAAGAUCUACACAGAUUGGGCGAACCACUACCUGGAGAGGGCGGGGCAUAAGCGGCUGGUCCGUGACCUUCAGAAAGACAUAACUGACGGUGUUCUAUUGGCCACCAUCAUAGAGGUCGUGGCCAAUGAGAAGAUCCAAGACAUCAACCCCAAGCCCAAGAGCCAGUCCCAGAUGAUCGAGAACAUCGAAGCGUGCUUGAGCUUCCUCGCAGCCAAGGGAGUCAACAUCCAGGGUCUUUCUCCUCAGGAGAUCCGUGAUGGGAACUUGAAGGCGAUCCUCGGGUUGUUCUUCAGCUUGUCCAGGUACAAGCAGCAGCUGCAGCAGCAGCAGAGGUCGCAGGGGGCAGCAAGGUCGCAGGCGCAGACAGCUGACCAGCCGCAGUCCAAGCUUCCUGCGCCCAAAGCCUCCAGCAGAAGUGCCAGUAACCUGAAUCGUCGCAGCCUUUCUGCCGCCGACAAAAAUUGCAUCCAGCGGAAUUCUCAGGGGUCAACGGUUUCUACGACCAGCAGCGAAGGUCCUCCUGUUGCCAACGGAGGAUCGAAUAUCCCGCAGUUAUCGUCCAAGUCCAGCCGUGUGCCCUCUGCUAAAUCAGACAAAUCCGACUCUUCCAAGUCGGGUGCAAAAACAGCCGGUAAAUCUACAACGACAAAGUCUGUCACCAAGUCUGCUUCCAAGUCGUCUGUGGCAAAAUCCCCCGGUAGUGAUAAAAGCGCAGAUAGCACGCUUUCUAGAACUGGCAAGAAUUCUAUGCUCGAUAAGUUCAGGUUCUUUGGAGGAUCAAACUCGAAAAGUGCCUCGAAGAGCGGCGGACCAACAGGGACUACCUCAAAAUCCAGCAGCAGUUCUAGCGUAAGUACGACCAGUGGUGCUACCGCUUCCGAGCCGACGCAAGCCAACGCCAAAUCAGGAAUCAAAGACGCGGCAAAGAGAAGGUUUGGCAAGGCUCUGAGCAAGUCUAAUACAAAAGAGACGACCAGCAACAGCAAAACAGCCAGCACUACUGCUGUGAAGAAGACUGCGAAAACUAGAACAGACACAAAAGCGACUGCAGUUAAGGGUAAAGACACAAAAUCUACAAAAGCUUCACCUGACAAAGGAGCAGAAUCAAAGGGUAAAGCUUCUGCGGCCAAACAUACAACUGAUGAAAAUGGUACGAUAGAAACAAACACAGGAGUAAAACUUAAAAAGUCGUCCUCGAGGAUUGCCAGUUUCAUUCCUAAGGGCACUUUGAGAAACACUGCAAGCAUCCAUCAGUUGGCACCCAAGGCAGACUCAAGUUCGCAUGAACAGUCGUCUUCUAGUAGCAAUAUACCAGUGGCGGGAUCGAAAAUGCCUGGAAAAGCCAUAUCGUUCGGGCUUGGUAGAAAAUCAGCCAACACUGAAAAGGACAAGGGUGUUGUGUACGAAAACUGGUCUGCACAGGGGAGAACUCAGCUGGACUCAGCAAAGACGGGGGCCAAGCUUUUUGAGGCUGGUAGGCAGGCGUCCAAUGAGAAUCUUCUCUCUGAGAGUAAGCGGGCAGCCUCUGGUAGCAUUAACUUCUCGCCUGCCCACGCGCAUGUAAACACUGCAACAGUCGCUCCUUUCAGUCAUAUAGCAACGUCGCUUCCUAACAGCGACAGUAACGUCAGUUCUAAUUCCAACUCUCACAGCGACCAAUCCAAGUCUACCUCCAGUAGCAAAGACAGUGUUGUGUACAGGCCGUCCGCGGACGAGGUCUCGGAAAGCGAAGCUGAAGUCAGUGCAAAAAGGGCUGCAAAAGACAUUGCAAAUCUGAGACAAAAUCUGGAGGACACGAUCUUGAGCUUGCGGAGUUCCCAGAUUAACAGAAGUACCCUUGAAACGACCUUUGGAAGUGACGACGUCUUCACGCAAUCUCACCCGAGGACGAGCAUGGAAACGGUUUUCAGCGAAUCUGGAGCGCGAACCCUGAACAGGACUCCUGGUCACUACUCCAGUCUGCGUUCCGUAAGCCUGGCUUCCAACGUCAUGCCUGUACAGGGGGUCAGAGUUCAAGCUGGGGAGGGCUUCGCCUCGCCACUUAUGCAACCUCGACUCUUGAACUACCCCUACCAGACCGGUUCCCUCAGGAGGACUAUUUCCAGCCGAAGCACCAUGGUGCAGGGAGACAUCCCGGAGAGCAGUGAAGAGGCUAACCUUGACCUUGACCUCACUGGAGGUUACGUCAGUGAUGGCGACGUUCUCAGCAAAAAUCUUCGAUCUGACGACAUCGCAAGCGGGUACAUGAGUGAAGGUGGAGCGUCCCUGUACAGCAGGAGGAUGCAGGCUAAGUUUGCAGACGGGAUGGCGGCCGUGAGGGAGUGCAUGAAGCGCAGCCAGGUCCAACUUCUCGACACUGACAGCAUGGAUGACAGUAGUUCCAUCAGCAGUGGCAUCAGCGACACGAUCGGCGAGAUCAGCACGGAUGACAUCAGCUCCAUGGCCGAGACCCCCAUCAGCGCCAAGAAGGUUGGUAACGGUCCCACCUACGACUUUCCCGCCGGGCAAGCUCCUAAGGACACUGUCGACGGGAAGAAAAAGAAGCAAAAGGAGCCUGAUUCAGAAAAGUCCAUCGCUAAAGGCGGGAGUAACAGUAACAUCUGGAGGAAGUAUUCUCCAUCGGAAAGAGAGUCGCAGAAAAGCCUGAGCUCGAAACCUGCUGGAACGACUGGCGCUGUGAAGGAGGGCAGCAAAUGGCAGAGGGGGAAAUCCGACAUGACGGACUCGACACGGAAGAGCGAAAACUCAGCCGCCAUCAAGAACUCGGCCAGCGUGAGCGGUAGCCUGGCUGGGAGGUCUCCGUGGAGGAAGGAUGCACGCAGCGACACACAGAGCCCAACCCCUAGUGUUAAAAGCAAUGCGAGCAGCAGUGCUAGCUCACCUAAGUCUCAGCGCGGCAGACUUACCCGUCAGGACGACCGAGGAAAGAACUCUCCGAAGACUCAAAGAUCGGUGAAGAAGUCUUCUGACCCAACCCCCAGUCAGAUCGCAGCGCAGAAAGCGCAGGAGAGUAAAGCAGCAGCUGCCAAAGCUGCCGGGACGUCGAGCUUCGGGUUCCGUCGGCAAGCAGCGGGAUCUACCAACAGUAUGAGAAGCACUCCAGGGAAAACAACAGGCAGGGCAACCAUGGUCCCAAAGCAAGGCAGCGAAGCAGGCACCCCUCAGGACGAUGCAGCAAAGCCUUCUAUGCACCUGCGGGCGGGGAUACCGCGUCCCGGCCGCUCUGCUGGACCAGCUGGGUCCACGCGCAGCAUGAACCGCCUGAGUGGCAGCAGUACAGCCAGUACCGACUCCAGGGUGAAUUCGAUUGCUCAGCCUGGUGGGAGCACAGCACAGAAAACCGACCAUCCAAGCAGCGCGUCGGAGAAAACAGACACCGCACCACCGGUGGAGCCAAGAGCAGCCAUGUCUGAUUCAGAAGUCAAGGACAAAGCAAAGUCGAAGCACCCCGACAUCUCGUCGCCAACCCUGAAGAGAAUAUUCGGGAUUCGGGGAUCCACCUCCAAGCAGCAGCCGGUAACAACAGCACAGAACAUGAAGAAUACUACAAUCAUUUCCAACCCACAUGCUACCUUCGAAAGCCAGGCCAAGGCCAAGAGGGACUCUCCCGUACAGCAGGAGAAGCAACAGAAGGAGCCGAACGCCCCUUCGUCAAGUGCCAACGACACCGAGGGGAUGUGCACGGCAACGUACAUCCCCGGUGUGCCGGGAUUCCGCAACGACCAUUACCGUUCCUCGUCCAGCGUCACCUCUCAACAUUCCAGUGCGUCCAGCCCGUGGGCCCAAUAUGGCGGCGGUAAGGUUGGUUCCAUGGGAAGCAUGUCUCACGGCGGCAGCCACGAGUCGAUCGAUUCUACAACAAGCGCGAGCUCGCAUUCACGCGGGAUUCAUCGCUUCUCACGGGACGGACUGAACGUCAGCCAAGGAGGAAUCCCACUAGGAAGGUCCAACAGCCUCCGCUCUACCGUCUCAGAACAGUGUUACGUCACGAACCCCCACCAGAGGUUCUUGAACGAGGAGACCUCUGCGUGGCUUCGGUCAAACUCUUAUAGCAACGUUGUGCCUGAAACAAGCGAGCCGUAUGUGGCGGAAACACCGACUUCCCCCAUGUCGACAGCUAGCGCGGGAUCUUCACGAUUUACCUAUCCCCUAACAGCGGUGGAUCCUGCUACGAUGACAAGUUCACCGUCUUCUAUGAGCAUGAGCAGGCUGAGUACCGUCUCCAGUCCGGGAUACGCCGGCCCCUACCCUGGGGUCGGCCCACCAGGAAGGCUCAGAGACGGGCAAAGCUGCAUUUCAUUGGACGAAAGGAGGCGGAGGAAGAACAGUGACGCAGAUGAAAUGCAUGGAUCCAACCUGUCCUUGGUUUCAAGUUCAUCGUCCAUCUACUCCACGCCGGAGGACAAGAAAGAGCAGGAGAUUCAGACUGUAAGAGGCCCCUACAUGAUCCGGAAGCUGAGACGAGAACUGGACCAGUCUCAGGAGAAGGUUGCCACUCUGUCCACCCAGCUCACCACUAAUGCUCACGUCGUGGCGGCCUUCGAGCAGAGUCUGUCCAACAUGACAGAGCGACUGAAGGGACUGACUGUAACAGCUGAACAAAAGGAUGCAGAGUUGAUGGAGCUUAGAAGAACUAUUGAACAGCUGAAACAGCAGAGUCAACAGCAGCUGUCCAACACCUCACCUGGUCACCCCUGGCGAACAUUUGGGGAUGGGUUGCACGGGCCAAAUCUUCGGAUGACCAGACUGCCAUCAACUGACAGUGUUUCUAGUAUGAACAGCGUCACGAGUGUGUCAAGUGCUGGGAGCGGCGCCGAAUCCGAACCAGGUGGAAGAAAGAAGAAAAAGAAGAGCUGGGAGGAUCUAGGAAGACUCAGUGGGUUACGAAGCUCCUUCAAAGCCUUCUCGCGGAAGAAGAAUCGCAUGCAGUCCCAGUCUGAUGUGGAGGAUUCGCUCACGACGCCAGAAUCCAUUCCCGGAUCUCCCCGCGCUUCGCUAUCGUCCCUCAACUCAUCGAUGGGGAUGAAUCCCAUGAAGGGAUCUUCAUCCACUUCUGCCCUCCCCGGCAGCCUAGGCAAGGCCAUCUCCUCAACCUCCAUACACAUCAACCCCAUGGUCAAAGUCUUUUCCUCGCCGGCGAUCUACGAUGGUGAUGAGGAGUCUGUAGAUGUUCUGAAGAGCCAGCUGCGGGAGAAGGACAUGAAACUGACUGACAUCCGCCUGGAGGCCCUGUCCUCUGCACACCAACUGGACCAACUAAAGGAGACCAUGAACAAAAUGAAGGGUGAAAUGAACGCGUUACGUGCGGAGAACGACAGACUCCAGCAGCAGGUUUUGACCAGAAGUUCGUGUUCUGACAUGUCCACUUCCUCCCAACACUUCAGUGAUCCAACACUGAAUCUCGAUCCAACUUCCAGUAGCUUGGAUCUUUUGCUAGAUGUUGGAUCAGGAGAAUCUGGUCGGAAAGUCAUUGUCACAGUCGCUCUUCCCACCAUCGGAGCCCCUGAAAAAUCAGAGUAUUACGGUAUCCAGAGACACAGGCAAACACUCAGACAUAAUAAGGGAGGAAAGGCUCAGCAGAUCAUCAUCGGUGCCCUGAGUGUGAGUGGGAAGACCAAGUGGGACAUGCUGGACAAUGUCGUGCACAGACUCUUCAAGGAAUAUCUGUUGAGAAUAGAUCCAGUGUCUAAUCUCGGCCUGACUUCUGAGAGCAUCCGUAACUACACAAUAGGGGAGAUCAUCAGGUCUAAAGAGAGUGAACUGCCAGAGCUCCUGCCAUGUGGUUAUCUGGUGGGAGACAACAACUCCAUUGCCAUCCAUCUCAAAGACAUCAAGGAGAACAGCAGCGACACGUUUGCGUUUGAGUCUCUUAUCCCGAAGGCCGUCCUGCAGAGAUACAUCAACCUGCUUGCGGAGCAGAAGCGAGUCAUCAUGUGUGGCCCCAGCGGGACGGGCAAGACCUUCCUGGCCCAGAAACUCGCAGAGUUCAUGGUUCAGAGGUCAGGGGAAGAGGUCACUGACAGCACGGUGGUGGUGUUCAACGUGGACCACAAGUCCUGCAAGGAGUUGCGACAGUACCUGUGUAACAUGGCGGACCAGUGUGAGAGUGGGAAAAUGCAGGCACCCCUGGCCAUUGUGUUGGACAACCUUCACAAUGUCGGGUCCUUGGGAGAGGUCUUCAAUGGCUUCUUGGGAUGCAGAAGUGUGAAGAGUCCCUACAUCAUUGGCACAAUGAACCAGGCCAACUGUUCCUCCACAAACCUACAGCUGCAUCACAACUUCAGAUGGAUCCUUUGUGCGAACCACAUGGAGCCAGUCAAGGGUUUCCUGGGCCGCUACUUGCGCCGAAAGCUUGUCGAGAGCGAGAUAAAGAGCAGCGCGAGAAACCCAGAACUCACCAAGGUGGUGGAGUGGAUGCCGAAGGCCUGGCAACAUCUCAACAAGUUCCUGGAGACACACAGCUCUUCAGAUGUUACUAUUGGUCCACGCCUGUUCCUGUCCUGUCCCACAGACGUGUCUGGUUCCCAGGUGUGGUUCACUGACCUGUGGAACUACUCCAUCGUACCCUACCUACUGGAGGCAGUCAGGGAGGGGCUACAGACCUAUGGCAGGAAGGCCAGUACCUGGGACGACCCUGCCCUGUGGGUGAUCGAGAACUACCCCUGGACCACGCCCACCAGCGACCUCUCCUCUCUCAUCAGACUCCGCGCCGAGGAUGUCGGGUUCGACGGUUACGCUCUCGGACCGCAGGCGGGAACGAAGAAGGAGAUCACGGGGAGUCAGAGUGACGUGGAGGGAGACCCUUUGAUGAAUAUGUUAAUGAGGCUACAGGAGGCUGCGAACUACAGUCCGCAGAGCUGCGACAGUGACUCCAACUCUGUUAGCUCUGGGGUCAACGGUCAUGACGAUCUACUGGACUCCUCCAUCGAGUCAACGUUAUAAUUUCUCGCAGAUACAUGUACAUGUUUCCCUUACUAUAAAGUGUUGCAUAGUGUCUCCUUUUAAUGAGAAGAAUCAAGCCAACCCAAUGCAAGCAAUCUUAUUCGGCAAAUCAUGGUGUUAAGUAGCGUACAUGUUGUAUUUGUAAGGUCUUACUACGAUUUGAAGGUACAAUUUUGCCAAAUGUUAGUUGCCAGACAAAACGAGGUGCUAUGUUUUAUACUCGCAUUGUAAAGAGUUAGAAUGACACCUUGAGUAUUUAGCAAAUUCGUACGAUUACGUAUUUUAUGUCAAUAUGCAGUAACAAGUUUUGAUAUUGACAUGUUUGAGUGAACUUGUAGUUUAUGUCUUUUGGGCAACUAGUAUACGAAGAAUAGCCAAAAUGACCGGAUCAUGAGAGUUGGUUUUCUUUUAAUGCAAAAUUGCACCAUGUAGCAUUAUCAAUAGCAGCAAAGUAACAGCUACUUUUGAAAAUAUGCAACAGUUUCUGUUUUUAUUUUGCAAGUAACUCCUAUAUGACAACUUUUGAUCAAACAGAGCAAAAUGCACAUUUACUUUAUAUGUCAUUACACCACUGAUGCUCUACUAUGUAAUGUGUAAUUUCUUUAUGUAUAGCUUUGAUGAUGAUAGCAUUUUAGUAUACAAAAUGCUUUAACACAACCUCCCUCUACAAUCAGCAAUUCACUUUGCCCAAAAGAGUUGCACUUGUAUUAUUUAUUAUGGCAGUGAUUUUUAAAAAAUAUUUUGCUUUUAAAUUCUUUGUGCCAUUUGUGUCCUAGCAUUUUCUGAUGUUUUUAGGAAAUUAACGCGAUAUUAGAUUCCAAUAAAAUACCCUUGUCCUGUUGUUGUAAGAAAUAUAUAUAGUCUCAAACAUGUAUACUGCAUUUUUUGGUGCUAUUGUAUCCUACAUUUAACCUCCAUAAGAUUGAAGCUGUGUAUGCAUUACCUUUUUGUGACUUUGAUUUGAUUUUAUUUCAUAGUAGUACAAUUAUUUGAAUAGUGUGUCUUCCACCCCUUACAAUAGUUUUCAAGCAUUUAAAAAAAUCGAGAAGUUACGUUAUAUUGAUGUAGCAAUGCUCCCUUAAUAUUACUGAAGUAUGUAUGUAAAUGCACAUGGCAAACAUUUGUCCUGUAAUAUCAUAAUGUACCAUUAAGUCGUAUAUGUAAUGUAAAGUUGCAGUGUCCAGUGUGCUUUUAUACAUGUAAAAUUAUGUAUAUAGGCUUUUGUAAAUCACAGUGUAUAGUUAUGCUUUUGGUAAGUGUAAUGUUAGUGUUUUAGUAACUAUCAAUGCCAUAUAUACCAUUUUAAAAUCAUGUACCCAACCCUGUAUAAUGCCCACUGCCUUGAUAGCAGCACUAUCAUAAGAGUACAGGCAGUUGAGACAUGUAUUUACAAAAUUAGAGGCAGUUGAUGGUCGAAUUAGAGAUCCAAUCGAAGAAUGGACUUUUUUUAAAACUUCGUAUUGUAGAUAAAGUGCCUUUAAUUGGACAACUUUUUGUAAAGGAUGAAACCUGUUGCAACGAUUUUCACAAGUUUCGUGUAAGAUUACGAUGAUGUCUUGUAUCCUACUUGUUGAUAGUUCACAUAUGUACAUGUUACUCAGCUACAGUUACUGUAUUUGACUGUGGAAGUUUUCAGGUAUAAACAAUCAGUAUUUCCAGUA